AUGGCGUUCGCAAUUGCUACUCAGACACUAGCUCAUCAUUUCGCUUCUAUAAACAAAGACAAGAAGACUACACCGAUACCAAAUUCAAGUUCAAAUCCUUCAUGGAAACAACGUAAAAUGAUAUCAAAUCAUCCUGAUUCCGAUAUUGUACCUUCGGUAAUAUACGAUGCUAUUUCACCUAUUGACCAAACGCGUGGUAGAUCAACUGAAAGGAAAAUAAUACAUUCUUCUUCACCUUCUCCACCUGCGACUAGAAGAGCAUCAAAUUCAAGUAGUAUAAGUAUCAACGAUAAGUCAAUCGUAGAUUCAAAUAUAGUCACUGCACAUCAUCACCUGCCACCUACAACAGACGAAAUUUCAACAAAUCCAAUCUUAUAUUUACCUCCUUUACUUUCACCUUUACCUGAAUCGCAUAUUCAUCAUCAUCAUCAUCAUCAUCAUAAUCGUGGACAUGAUCAUCCCGAUCACCUUGGUAGAGACGAAGGUAAAGAGAAAGAUGAGACCACAAGAGUAUUAAUACAGGUUGUAGAAGCUUUAAAAGGAUUUGAAACUCGUUUACCUGAUAUCGAUCCUGCAAGUUUAGCAUUACAUCAAGCUUUACAUCAUUUCAAACCUUGGGAUGAAGAUUAUGCUUCAACUCCUUAUAAUGAAGCUUUUAAUUGGUCAUCUCUUACACUCCCCAAAGGUGUGGAAAGGGAUUGGUAUUGUGUCGUAUUCAGAUCAAGACGCAAACCUGAAUCAGCAAACUUAUCACUAUACAAAGCAGAUCGUGAAGCUCACGAAGAAGCUGUAAAGAACGGUGGUUUGGUAAUGUACUGGUAUGGUGUACCUGACCAUACAGGACUGAAUUUAGCUACUUGUAUUUGGCAAUCACGUCGACAUGCAAUUAAGGCUAUCUCGGGACCUAAACAUAUGAAAGCGAUGAAAGAGACUGAAGGUGCAUAUGAAACUUAUCAACUUGAACGAUGGGUGCUAAGUAAGAAAGCUGGUAAACGACAUUUGGAAUUGAAGAAAUGGGUCGGUGGUGAUGUUGGUUGGUAA
Molecule: messenger RNA, 1041 nt
Organism: Kwoniella shivajii
Lineage: Eukaryota; Fungi; Basidiomycota; Tremellomycetes; Tremellales; Cryptococcaceae
Exons: 3
Coding region: 1-1041 (346 amino acids)
Source: RefSeq, a predicted model, not a curated record